AUGGGCAGCCCAGUGGCUCCGGUGGUGGCCAACAUUUGGAUGGAACAUUUCGAACAGUUGGCUAUCUCCACUGCCACUACAUCUAUAAAGCUGUGGAAGAGGUAUGUCGAUGACGUUUUCUGUGUCAUAGAGGGGGGCGAACAAGAGGUGAAAGUAUGCUUGGCACAUCUAAACAACAUACACGCGAAGAUUAACUUCACCUACGAGUUGGAAAAUGAGAGGACAUUGCCAUUUCUGGACGUGAAGAUUUUAGUUCGUGCUGACGGCUCUCUGGGACACUCGGUUUACAGGAAAUCGACUCACACUGACCGAUAUUUACAAGCUGAUUCUCACCACCAUCCCAGACAACUAAACUCUGUAGUCACCUCACUCACCAACCGCGCAUAUGAUUUAUGCGACGAGGAACAUUUACAGGAGGAGCUGACACAUGUGAUGAAGGUGCUGCGGAGUAACGGAUAUAGGAUUGCAAAGCACAAGAAGAAACCCACUAAUAGACAUCGGAGGUGCGAGGUUGAGAGGCAACCAGCAUUUAUGCCAUAUGUGAGGGGAGUGACAGAUAAGGUUGCCAACAUUCUCCACAAAUAUGCCAUAAAGACUGUCUUCACUCCUUUCCGGAAAGUUUCCCAGGUGCUGCGUUCGCCGAAGGAUAGCUUCCCUCUAGAAAAACCUGGGGUCUAUAAAGUGGACUUUUACACUCGCGCCCUGCACCUGUCCGGCAAUAACUCCACACCAAGUACUAUCAUUUCCGCUAUUUAG
Messenger RNA from Spodoptera frugiperda (fall armyworm), 756 nucleotides. RefSeq lists its product as uncharacterized. The transcript is spliced from 2 exons. Lineage: Eukaryota; Metazoa; Arthropoda; Insecta; Lepidoptera; Noctuidae. The coding region runs from base 1 to 756 and encodes 251 amino acids. The record is from RefSeq and is a predicted model, not a curated record.